Spodoptera litura is the source of this 3471-nucleotide messenger RNA. RefSeq names its product POU-domain protein pdm3 (gene pdm3). Gene Ontology annotation, molecular function: RNA polymerase II cis-regulatory region sequence-specific DNA binding; DNA-binding transcription factor activity, RNA polymerase II-specific. NCBI's taxonomy places the organism in Eukaryota, Metazoa, Arthropoda, Insecta, Lepidoptera, Noctuidae. The record is from RefSeq and is a predicted model, not a curated record. Gene Ontology annotation, biological process: regulation of transcription by RNA polymerase II.
GUCGCGACUAGUGAACGUCAGCGUACUGACGUGGACGGCCGUAUCUGCGUUUGUUCGUGUCACGUUUGACAGUUGAAAAAAAAAACGUUUCGCGCGUCUUCUGUCAUUUUGAUUUGAAACUUUCGAGUGCGUUUGGAUAUCGGACUGAGUGUUGUUGUACGAGUAAUUAGGAAUUUAUUUGAAGGAAACUGUUACCGUGUUUGCAGUGUAAUAAUUAACUAUUGGCUUGAACUAGCCGCUGAGACGCUAUAAAGUGAUGAAUCAGCGAGCGCCGGCUAAUUAACAACGUCACUGCUACGAAAACAAAUCUAAAGCUCUAACUACUACAAUUUAGCUUCUCGGAUAUUUUGCGGCGGCAGUCCCCAGGACGGCGGCAAGCUGUUUUACCCCUACUUGAAGACGUCUUCCCUACAAAGGGACUUCCUAUUUGCCAGUGGCUCCGAUCGACAUGGAUAUAACGGGGACUUAGAAUCGAAAUAUAACAUGUACAAUUGUGCAUACCCGUCAAAAGAUACCUGGAUGCUUACAGCUCUGUUUACCCACUUCAAUCAAAACCACGAGUCGGGAUGCGAGGCUGAUAUGCUGGAGGGCGCGGAGGUGGGACGGCACUCGCCGCCCCGGCCGCAGCAAGAGCCCAUCAACCUCAAGAAUGAGGUAAAGUCACAUUCAACAUCGCCAGCGGAGUCAGAUCGGGAGAGCGGCGCGAGCUCGCCGGAGGGGGGCGCGUCGCGUGCGCAGUUAGCUGAGCCGCGCACGCCCUCGCCGCGCUCGCGCACCCCACACCAGCAGCCACAUCUGAAUGGCUCCAUGGCGUCGAUGUUCCAAAAUCUGCAAAACCUGGCGAACAUGCAACAGAACAUGCCACCGAUGUCGCAACAGCUACAACAACAGAUGUCGCAACAAAUGUCGCAACUUGCUGCGAACCUUCAAGGCUUAUCGUCUAUGCCCUCCAACCCUGUUAUCAAUUCGCCUUUGAAUUUGAGCGUUAGCGCACCUGGUAUGGGAUCACCAAAUCCCGUGGCGAACAACAAUAUGCUACCGCCUGCGAUGCCGUCCCCCAUGCCGCAGCUAAUUCUUGCCUCCGGUCAGCUGGUGCAGGGAAUCCAAGGAGCCCAGCUGCUCAUACCGACUUCACAGGGCAUAGCGACUCAGACGAUCCUAACAAUACCAGUCAACCACGUAAACUCGAACGACCAGAUGGUAAACCUGGCCCUAAACAAUGGCCAAGUAGUGUCCACGUCACUCGCCAACCUCCAAGCCAUGGCCCAACCUCACCAGCUGUUGAAUUCCAACCCCCAACAGACGCCCAACAUUCGGCCAAACAUGCUGAACCCAACAUUAUCGAACGCGCUGCUAAACCCUGGACUGCCAAACUUCUUGUCUAACGGCGCAGCCAAUGCCCAAGAAUUACUCCAGGCGUUGCAACAGCAGCAGCAGCAACAACAACAGCCUCAAGCGAACCAUAACCUUCUGCAAACGGUUCAGCAGAACAGUAUGCCACAGCAAAUGCCAGGCAGGCGAUCCUCGUCUCCUCGUCCGGACAGGCACUAUAAAGAGAGAGAAAACUUCGCUGACAGAUUCGGAGGUGGAUCCAGAGAAAGGAACGAGAGAGAAAACUCAGGAUCGGCAGCCAUGAACAGCAUCAACAGGCUGGCUGCGUCGAACGGGGAGAUAACGAUCACUACGUCACACAACGCGAACGCCGGACCGGCCAGCAGUGCUGGUAGUGCCGGAUCCGGCCCGAUUCCGUCACCGCAUGCACCUGUGAAGAUGUCUCCUGGAUCCGUGAAGUCUCCAUCACAUGAUGACAGUGAUUUGCUUGCUGAUUCGCCAAAUCAACCAACAAUCAGCCAGUCAUCGAGCAACGUAGUGGACGGUAUCAACUUGGAAGACAUCAAGGAAUUCGCUAAGGCCUUCAAACUUCGACGGCUUGGGCUAGGCCUCACUCAGACCCAAGUCGGACAGGCCUUGUCCGUCACCGAAGGGCCUGCCUACAGUCAAAGCGCGAUUUGCAGUGCCCUGGCUUCGCAGAUGCUAGCAGCUCAGCUGUCUUCACAACAACAAAACAUAUUUGAGAAAUUGGAUAUAACACCAAAAAGUGCGCAGAAAAUCAAACCGGUGCUCGAACGUUGGAUGAAGGAAGCCGAAGAGAGGUAUGCUUCUGGACAGAAUCAUCUGACGGACUUUAUAGGCAUGGAGCCAAGCAAGAAAAGAAAACGACGAACCUCAUUCACUCCUCAGGCUUUGGAACUACUUAACGCGCAUUUCGAAAGGAACACACAUCCUUCUGGCACUGAAAUCACUGGACUGGCACAUCAGCUCGGCUACGAACGCGAGGUCAUCAGAAUAUGGUUCUGCAACAAACGACAGGCUCUCAAGAACACCGUCAGAAUGAUGUCCAAAGGCAUGGUGUAAACACCAGCGUAAACCCCUGUACACAACUGCGAAUUUUGGACAUAGUCCACAAGUCCAUUAAAAAAGGUCCAUCGUAUUAGUUUGUAAUCCAGCAAUGGACACUGAAUUCUAUCCAAUCUUUUCCAUUUGUGUACAGGCACACAAAACGACGACAGUUACUUUAGUGAUGGGGUGCGACAAUGUUAUCGAUAUCGAUGGUUUCGCUUUAACAUCUGCACGUAGAUUCGUGAUCUCGUCUCGAUAUUCAAAUUAAUUUAUAAUUUGCAUCGAUAGUGUCUUAUUUAUGAAGGCGAAUGUUUCUUUUUGGUUUGUAUUGAUGAAAAGUCUGGCCUUACCGCAAUCUUUAUGCGAUUCCAGCCAAUAUGAAACAUGGAAAGUAGAUAAUAGUAUUAAGUGUAACGUAAAUGUAUUAUAAAACAAAUUUCGACUGAAAUAUUCGUCUCGAUGUAGUUUACAAUGAUAUGAAUGGAAUGUCGUAGCGAUUAAUGUAGGUGUUUACUAGUACAAAGUAAUGAAAUUGAAUUGUCGAAAUCACUUUACCAUUUCCAAUGUUUCCCAUUGUCAUUAUUUGUAUUUUAAAACUAAACGGAUUAUUCAAGAAGGAUAAACAAACAAUGUUAACGAAAUAGUAACUUUUACUCUUUUCUUAAGCAUCAGUGUAGCGAAACUCACGAAGAUGGCAACUUAUGUUUCAUACAUGAAGAAAUAGUGUAGCUUCCAGGUUUUCUUUUGUAAAAAGAUUGCAUUUUGUAAAUAAGUACAAUAUGUUUAAUUUUCGUCAUUGACAAUGUAAUGUAGCUGAUACAUUAAUUUAUUAAAAAUACUCUGAGUUGUUUCGUUCUAUUAGCGAAUGUUGCACUUUAGAUUUAAGACUAAUAUCGAUAUUAUGACAGUAGUUAAAAUGUGUCGUCAAUCUUAGUACAGCCUACUAAGAUUUUUUUAUUAAUCUGUAGUAGGUUUUUGUUGAUAGAUAGGUAUAAAACGAUAUGUAUAGAUUAAUUAAAUAUAAUUAUUAUCUAAUAUUGCCGUAAAUUGUAAAUAUUGUUUUCGUAAUAU